CUGAGGGGGAGCCAGUGAGGUGUGCUUUGGCUGGCGGGCGGCUGCGCAUGCGCGCCCGUGUGGCCUGGGUUCCCGGCUGCGGGUGGCUUGUGAGCCCCUGGGCCGAGGCAGGGGCCCCCAGCCCGGGGCCAUGGCGGCGAACGAGGACCAGGAGAUGGAGCUAGAAGCAUUACGUUCUAUUUAUGAAGGAGAUGAAUGUUUCAGAGAACUUAGUCCUGUUUCCUUUCAGUAUAGGAUAGGUGACAAUGGUGAUCCCAAAGCUUUCCUAAUAGAAAUUUCAUGGCCAGAAACAUACCCACAGACAGCUCCAAACAUAUCCAUGAAUGCUUUCUUCAACAACACUAUAUCUGUAGCUGUAAAACAAAGUAUAUUAGAUAAAUUAAUGGAAGAAGUUCAAGUUAAUCUUGGAACUGCCAUGACAUAUACACUUUUUGAAUAUGCCAAAGAUAAUAAAGAAUUGUUCAUGGAAAAUCAACCUGUUCAUAUUGUGACAUCUGUAGGCAAUAAUGUCUCAGCUGGAACUCAAGAAAUAGCUCCAUCAAGUAAGAAAAGAGACAAAAAGGAACAGUUGUCCAAAACUCAGAAACGAAAGCUAGCAGACAGAACAGAUCACAAAGGAGAGCUUCCUCGAGGAUGGAACUGGGUAGAUGUAAUUAAGCAUUUAAGCAAAACGGGUUCUAAAGAUGAUGAAUAAUGGAUUUUGAUACAAGGAAACUUCACCUUUUAAUACAGUGCAAUUUGGGUCAACAUCUUUCUUUUAAUAGCUUUUUGCUCUUGUUAGAGUGGAACAUUUUAUAAAAGAACAGUUUCCUAACUAUUAAACCUGACCACAGAUGCUUAUCCAGAGAUUAUUCUGGUCUUACAUCUUUCUUCAUAAACAAAAACUUGCCUUAAACAGAAGAUAAGUGUGACAUUUUUAUACAGAAUGUUGAGAGAACCUAUUUGCUUUCUGCUGAAUGUUGAAAAGGAUAGUGAAAAUAUGCAGUGUUAAUUUAUAUUGUUUUACUCUGUAGUAAGAAUAUGGUAAAAUUCUGUUAGUGAAUCCUCUGCUAUUUUGACCAUUUCCUGAAGUUCUCAUUCCAAUGGAAUAAAAACAUUAAAAGUGGUUAAUCACUUGACAGCAUAUAGUACAUUAAAAUAAAUAAACUCUUUAAACAAA
Pelodiscus sinensis (Chinese soft-shelled turtle) is the source of this 1159-nucleotide messenger RNA. Lineage: Eukaryota; Metazoa; Chordata; Testudines; Trionychidae. The record is from RefSeq and is a predicted model, not a curated record.